Odobenus rosmarus divergens (Pacific walrus) is the source of this 3227-nucleotide messenger RNA. RefSeq names its product angiomotin (gene AMOT). NCBI's taxonomy places the organism in Eukaryota, Metazoa, Chordata, Mammalia, Carnivora, Odobenidae. Gene Ontology annotation, cellular component: lamellipodium; bicellular tight junction; cytoplasmic vesicle. Gene Ontology annotation, molecular function: signaling receptor activity. Gene Ontology annotation, biological process: angiogenesis; actin cytoskeleton organization; establishment of cell polarity involved in ameboidal cell migration. Bases 30 to 3227 code for a protein of 1065 amino acids. The record is from RefSeq and is a predicted model, not a curated record. The transcript has 11 exons.
CUCUUCACAAGGCACCACCAGCAAUAGAGAUGAGAAAUUCUGAAGAACAGCCAAGUGGAGGAACCACAGUGUUGCAGCGUCUGCUACAAGAGCAGCUUCGCUAUGGCAAUCCUAAUGAGAAUCGCAACCUGCUUGCCAUACACCAGCAAGCCACAGGGAAUGGCCCUCCUUUCCCCAGUAGCAGUGGGAACCCAGGCCCUCAGAAUGAUGUGUUGAGUCCCCAAGACCACCACCAACAGCUUGUGGCUCAUGCUGCUCGACAAGAACCCCAGGGGCAGGAAAUCCAGGCAGAAAACAUCAUCAUGGAGAAGCAGCUCUCCCCUAGAAUGCAGAAUAAUGAAGAACUCCCAACCUAUGAAGAAGCCAAGGUCCAGUCCCAGUACUUUCGGGGCCAACAGCAUGCCAGUGUUGGAGCUGCCUUCUAUGUCACUGGAGUCACCAACCAGAAGAUGAGGACCGAGGGACGCCCAUCGGUGCAGCGGCUCAAUCCUGGGAAGAUGCACCAGGAUGAAGGACUCAGAGACCUUAAGCAAGGACAUGUCCGCUCCUUAAGUGAACGACUAAUGCAGAUGUCACUGGCCACCAGUGGAGUUAAGGCCCAUCCACCUGUCACCAGCGCUCCCCUCUCCCCACCACAACCCAGUGACCUCUACAAGACUCCCACAAGUUCCAGUGAAUUCUACAAGGCCCAGGGGCCACCUCCCAGCCAGCAUAGCCUGAAGGGCAUGGAACACCGAGGCCCCCCACCAGAGUAUCCCUUCAAGGGCAUGCCACCCCAGUCUGUAGUGUGCAAGCCCCAAGAGCCAGGGCACUUCUAUAGUGAGCAUCGUCUGAACCAGCCAGGGAGAACAGAGGGGCAACUGAUGAGGUAUCAGCAUCCCCCUGAGUAUGGAGCAGCCAGGCCGGCGCAGGACAUCUCAUUGCCACUGUCGGCCCGGAGCUCACGGCCUCACAGCCCUACUUCUUCCCUCACGUCUGGGGGUUCCUUGUCCUUGCUGCAGUCGCCGCCAGCCACGAGGUUGUCUCCUGCCCAACACCCCUUGGUGCCAAGCCAAGGAGACCACUCAGCUCACCUGCCUAGGCCACAGCAGCAUUUCCUCCCGACCCCGGCUCACCAGAGCGAUCAUUACCGGCCGCCCCAGCCCGGCCUGAGCCCGCCGCAGCCGCACCACCACCACCACCACCAGCAGCCCCAGCCCGGUGAAGCCUAUCCAGCUAUGCCCCGGGCUCAGCAGUCCUCCGCUUCCUAUCAGCCAAUGCCAGCGGACCCGUUUGCCAUUGUUUCCAGAGCCCAGCAGAUGGUUGAGAUCCUGUCGGAUGAGAACCGGAACUUGCGGCAGGAACUGGAAGGAUGCUACGAGAAGGUGGCGAGACUGCAGAAGGUGGAGACAGAAAUCCAGCGUGUCUCGGAGGCAUACGAGAACCUUGUAAAAUCAUCCUCCAAAAGAGAGGCCCUGGAGAAAGCCAUGAGAAACAAGCUUGAGGGUGAAAUUCGAAGGAUGCAUGACUUCAACAGGGAUCUGAGAGAGCGUCUAGAGACUGCCAACAAGCAGCUUGCGGAGAAGGAAUAUGAGGGAUCAGAAGAUACCAGAAAAACCAUCUCUCAGCUCUUUGCAAAAAAUAAGGAAAGCCAGAGGGAGAAGGAGAAGCUGGAGGCCGAGCUGGCCACUGCCCGUUCUACCAAUGAGGACCAACGGCGACACAUCGAAAUCCGAGACCAGGCCCUGAGCAACGCCCAGGCCAAGGUGGUCAAGCUGGAAGAAGAGCUGAAAAAGAAGCAGGUGUAUGUGGAUAAGGUGGAGAAGAUGCAGCAAGCCCUCGUACAGCUCCAGGCAGCAUGUGAAAAACGCGAGCAGCUGGAGCAUCGUCUCCGGACACGGCUAGAGAGGGAACUGGAGUCCCUCAGGAUUCAGCAGCGCCAGGGCAACUCUCAACCCACCAAUGUUUCCGAAUACAAUGCCACGGCGUUGAUGGAGCUCCUGCGUGAGAAGGAGGAGAGGAUCCUGGCCCUGGAAGCCGAUAUGACUAAGUGGGAGCAGAAGUAUUUGGAGGAGAACGUGAUGAGACACUUCGCUCUAGAUGCUGCCGCGACCGUAGCUGCUCAGAGGGACACAACAGUUAUCAGCCACUCUCCCAACACCAGCUAUGACACGGCCCUGGAAGCUCGCAUCCAGAAAGAGGAGGAAGAAAUUUUGAUGGCCAACAAGCGCUGCCUCGACAUGGAGGGCAGGAUUAAGACCCUCCAUGCCCAGAUCAUUGAGAAGGAUGCCAUGAUCAAAGUACUCCAGCAGCGUUCCCGGAAGGAGCCGAGUAAGACAGAGCAGCUGUCAUCCAUGCGACCCGCAAAGUCUCUGAUGUCCAUUUCCAACGCCGGGUCAGGCUUGCUCUCACAUUCUUCCACCCUGACCGGCACCCCCAUCAUGGAGGAGAAGCGAGAUGACAAGAACUGGAAGGGGAGCCUAGGUAUUCUCCUGGGUGGAGACUACCGCGCUGAGUCUGUCCCUUCCACACCGUCGCCGGUGCCGCCGUCCACUCCCCUGCUCUCGGCUCACUCCAAGACAGGCAGCCGAGACUGCAGCACCCAGACGGAACGAGGAACCGAACCGAACAAAACCGCAGCUGUCGCUCCAGUCGCGGUUCCCGCGCCGGCCGCUGCCGCCGCCAUCACUGCCAACGCUGCUGCCAACAGCGCCGCCGCUGCCACCAACAGCACCACCAUGGGAGCCGCCGCUCCAGCCGCUGCCGCCGCCGCCGCCCCAUCUCCGGCAACUGCUGCUGCUCUCGCGGCUGCCGUUUCCCCAGCCGCCGCUGCUCAGCUUCCAGCAGCGGCCUCUGCAGUUGCCGCGGCGGCGGCCGCUGUUGCUCCCGCCGCGGCUGUUCAGGUUGCUCCAGCAGCUCCGGCUCCGGCUCCGGCUCCGACAGCGUCUCAGGCUUCUGCUCCGGCUCAGACUCAAGCGCCAAGUCCAGCUCCGGCUGCGGCUGCUCCUCCGGCUCCGGCUCCGGCUCCGGCUCCGGCUCCGGCUCUGGCUCCGGCUCCGGCUCCGGCUGAGGCUUCUGCAAGUCCAGCUGCCGGUUCUGGGUCGCGUCGUUUGUCUGUACCAAGUUUGACCUGCAGUCCGGAUAAGACAGAUGGCCCUGUUUUCCACUCCAAUACUCUGGAAAGAAAAGCUCCCAUUCAGAUGCUGGGACAAGAGCCUGAUGCAGAGAUGGUGGAAUAUCUCAUCUAA